UUUUGCUUCUCUUCGUUUUGGGUAAUUCUAGAUUGGUUUAGAUGCAUACAAGUUGACUGUGCAAUUUCAAGCCUUCGAACUUAUCAAUUCCCAGGCUAAUAAAAGUUCUUCAAGCAUGUCCACAGAGAGGCAUAUAUUCGCUAGCACAGCGUUGCAAGUAGAAACAGGGCACUCUGCACCAAGUUUGGAUUUCCCCCGUGUGCAUCCGAUCCGUCUACGUCUCUUCAAGCAAACCCGGGUUUGGUAUGACGAUCCAGCAGACUUUACAACAGAUGGUGAACCAACUUUCGUGACUGAGAAAGGACUUUUGCUCGGCAGUUGCUCCAGCCCAACAAGCAUUGUUCGCGAGUAUCUUUCGAGUAUGGGUGUCCCACAACAAGAACACAAAGUUAUUUCUAGCAAAAUAUUUGCGCGCAUUUUGUUCAACGUAGCUAAUAAUUUGCCUAUUACUGUGAAUAUACUGGACAUCACUGUGGUCUUGUUGGGUGCUGCACAAUAUCAUGACAUUAUAGAUCGGGUUGCAAUAGAAACCAUCCUAUUUGUGGAUGAGUACCGUAAUAGGGUCAAUUUUAUUCCUGCAAGUAGAUCAUCGAUCAAGAGUUUGAAGAAAACAAGACUUGAUAGUUUGGAAGAGUCUGUUAUCAGACUCAUCCCGUCAUGUGCUAUUUGUCUCGAGGACUUUGCAGAAUGUACUGAUCAAAUGGUUACAACCUUACCCUGCAAACACCAGUAUCAUGAAGGUUGCAUUGUCCAGUCCCUGGAGAUCAGUCACCUUUGUCCCUUGUGCCGAUACCCAAUGCCAAUUGUGGAAACGGAUUAGCAAUAA
This is a messenger RNA of Rosa chinensis, 826 nucleotides long. RefSeq lists its product as uncharacterized. The record is from RefSeq and is a predicted model, not a curated record. Gene Ontology annotation, biological process: protein ubiquitination. Gene Ontology annotation, molecular function: ubiquitin protein ligase activity. Gene Ontology annotation, cellular component: cytoplasm. The transcript is spliced from 2 exons. Lineage: Eukaryota; Viridiplantae; Streptophyta; Magnoliopsida; Rosales; Rosaceae. The coding region runs from base 116 to 820 and encodes 234 amino acids.